Penicillium samsonianum is the source of this 2187-nucleotide messenger RNA. RefSeq names its product putative GPI anchored cell wall protein. The transcript is spliced from 3 exons. Lineage: Eukaryota; Fungi; Ascomycota; Eurotiomycetes; Eurotiales; Aspergillaceae. The record is from RefSeq and is a predicted model, not a curated record. The coding region runs from base 1 to 2187 and encodes 728 amino acids.
AUGAGGAACUUCAUUGCCCUCGCUGCAUUUGCUGCUGGCUCUAACGCCCUCGUUAGCCGCACUGAUAGCUGCUGCUUCCACCUCACCUCUUCCGGCGGUGCCUCCGGUAAACUUGGCCAGCUGGGUGAUGGCCAGAACCGCAUUGGCGACGAUAGUUUGCAACCCGCACAGUACUGCAUCGACUCUAAUGGCGCCAUCACCGACUCCAAGGGCCGUGGGUGCAUCCUCACCCCUCCCACCACACAACUCCAGUGUGAUGAGGGUGUGACUCCUACCCCCGGUUUCUCUAUCAACUCCCAGGGUAAACUGGAGUUCCGCAGCAACCCCGGCUUCGUUGCAUGUGCCACGGGCCAGAACGGUGGUCUGAAUAUCUACACGACCCCCAACAAGAUGGAUGUCACUGGCUGCGUGAACGUGGAGAUGUCUGCCGACUCCUGCUCGGGCACUGGUUCCGGCCCCGGUGCUCCAGGUCCCGCUCCAGGCCCUGGCCCUGGCGCUGCUGCUAGUGGUGGUCCUGGAGGUGGUGGUGGCCCUGCUCCUAGUCCUGCUCCUGGUCCCGCUCCUGGCCCUGGUGCUGGUGGUGGUGGCCCUGGAGGUGCUCCUGGUUCCGCUCCUAGUCCCGCUCCUGGUCCCGCUCCUGGUCCCGCUCCUGGUCCCGCUCCUGGCCCUGGCACUGGAGGUGGUGGUGGCCCUGCUUCUAGUCCUGCUCCUGGUCCCGCUCCUGGCCCUGGUGCUGGUGGUGGUGGCCCUGGAGGUGCUCCUGGUUCCGCUCCUAGUCCCGCUCCUGGUCCCGCUCCUGGUCCCGCUCCUGGUCCCGCUCCUGGCACUGGCCCUGGCGCUGCUGGUGGUGGUGGUCCUGGAGGUGGUGGUGGCCCUGCUCCUAGUCCUGCUCCUGGUCCCGCUCCUGGCCCUGGCGCCGGAGGUGGUGGCGCUGGAGGUAGUGGUCCUGGAGGUGGUGGUGGUGGCCCUGGUCCUGGUGCUAUUCACACUGCCACAACCACUAUCACUGUCACUGACUGUAGCUGCCCUACCUCCGGUGCUCCUGGUCCUCUGCCCUCCGCCCCUGGUGGUGGUGGUGGUGGUGGUGGUGGUGCGCCGCAGCCCUCUGCUAGUAUGCCUGCCCCGUCUGGUGGCGCUGGUAUCAAGCCUUCUGUUACACAACCUGCUCCCGCCGGCGGCGGCGGUACUUCGCAGCCUGGUGCCUCUGCUAGUGUGCCUCCUGGCGGCGGUGGAGGCGGCAGUACUUCGCAGCCUGGUGCCUCUGCUAGUGUGCCUCCUGGUGGCGGUGGAGGCGGCGGUGCUUCGCAGCCUGGUGCUUCUGCUAGUGUGCCUCCUGGCGGCGGUGGAGGCGGCGGUACUUCGCAGCCUGGCAUCUCCGUUAGCGUGCCUCCUUUCUCCGGCGGUGGUAGUUCGCACCCUGGUGGCUCUUCUAGCGUGCCUGCUCCCACUGGCGGUGGUGGUUCGCAGCCUGGCGUCUCUGCUAGCGUGCCCGCUCCCACUGGCGGUGGUAGUUCGCACCCUGGUGGCUCUGCUAGCGUGCCUACCCCAGCCGGUAGCCCACAGCCAUCUGGGUCGGCUUCUGUUCCCGCUACCUCCGGUGUCCCUCGUCCCACCGGCUCCCCCACUGGCUCCCCCAGUUCAUCCGUCCCUAUUAGCUCUGCCUCUCCCACCGCAUCAGCGACUGGCACUACCUCCGGCGGUGCUUGUCCCACUACCCUCUCUGGUAAUUACGAGAUCCCCCACCUUAUUGUCGAAGUCGACUCGUCCUCGCCCGACACCACCGCAGGAACUGGCCUCAACGGUACCGUGACUUCGACCAUCUCGACCUUGUUCAACUUCGACAUCCCGAACUCCGACGCUGGCAAGACCUGCAGCCUUGUGUUCCUCUUCCCCAAGCUUGAGGAUCUCGAGACCUCGUCUUUCAGCUUCAGUGGUGAUGGAAAGAUUGACUUCGCUAAGCUCUCUUCCACUGCCGAUUCCUCAACAUCCUUCAGCAACGUGCCCUCGGUGGCCCAGGACCUCGGCACCAUCGCCGUCUCCCCCGGCAACUCAUACGUUGUCUCUACCUUCUCUUGUCCAGCUGGCCAGGCUGUCGCCUAUGAGAUGAAGAACGCUGGCAGUACCAACUUGAACUUCUUCGAGGACUGGAACCCCUCUCCUCUUGGCCUGUUCAUCACCACUUGCUAA